UGUGUAGAUUUAGCCAACUCUGGACGUAAAGACUGCGGGAUUAAAUUCUUGCGCCUCUUGCGUAUUUUUUUCGCAUGACAGGGAAAAGGCUGUGAUAUGCUAUUCUGGUUGUCAUCCAUGUACGGGACGGUCUCCAGCCUUCUCCAGCUCACAGCGAUUCGUGGCGUCAUAGGAUUUUCCAUCCUUAUUCAAAUGGGAAUACACAGCACUGGGGAAGAAUUCCGAAUUGAUCUGGAUUUGCGCCCAUCUUGCAGGGCCAGCGGUGCUUUCCGAGUCGAUACUGCCAGGUACUACCUUGAUCCAGAUGGUACUUAUGGCAAAUACCUGGCAAAAAUUUGUCAAGGUACCCAAAGACGCUUCUCAGCUAUGUCUCGUUCUCAAAGACUAUAGGGUGCAUAGGUGAUGUUCUCAGCGUCUCUAAGAAUGUAGAUAGCUAAUGGCUGGA
Messenger RNA from Desarmillaria tabescens, 445 nucleotides. RefSeq lists its product as uncharacterized. Lineage: Eukaryota; Fungi; Basidiomycota; Agaricomycetes; Agaricales; Physalacriaceae. The transcript has a single exon. Bases 97 to 390 code for a protein of 97 amino acids. The record is from RefSeq and is a predicted model, not a curated record.